Messenger RNA from Electrophorus electricus (electric eel), 3917 nucleotides. RefSeq names its product calcium channel, voltage-dependent, gamma subunit 7a (gene cacng7a). Gene Ontology annotation, cellular component: AMPA glutamate receptor complex; postsynaptic density membrane. Gene Ontology annotation, biological process: neurotransmitter receptor internalization; calcium ion transport; neurotransmitter receptor transport, postsynaptic endosome to lysosome. NCBI's taxonomy places the organism in Eukaryota, Metazoa, Chordata, Actinopteri, Gymnotiformes, Gymnotidae. The record is from RefSeq and is a predicted model, not a curated record. Gene Ontology annotation, molecular function: voltage-gated calcium channel activity; channel regulator activity.
CUGUCCCACUCUGUCUAUGUGGUUCUGACUGCUCGUGUCUCCGCGCUUUGCACUGUAGACCAUUCAACCAAUUCUCCGCAGUGCCAAAAGGAGGUAAUGAGUAAGAUGAAGAAUUGAGGAGAGAGUUAGAGAGAGAGAGAGAGAGAGAGAGAGAGAGAGAGAGAGAGAGAGAGAGAGAGAGGUGGGAAACGGCAAAAUCCUGUAAGGGUUCUUGGCGUUCGGAUCUUUCAGCGCCUGUGCACCGCUGACUGGGUCGCGCGGAGAGGAUGAGCUCAUUCAGCACCAGGGCCCUAACGCUUCUCUCCUCUGUGUUUGGGGCAUGUGGGCUGCUCUUGGUGGGCUUGGCCGUGUCGACAGACUACUGGUUACUUAUGGAGGAGGGUAUUGUGCUGCAGCAGAACCAGACCACUGAGGUCAAGAUGGCACUCCAUUCCGGCCUUUGGAGGGUUUGCUUCGUGGCUGGGCCAGAGAAGGGGAGAUGUGUGGCAUCAGAAUACUUCACUGAGCCUGAAAUUGAGAUUACAACAGAGAACACAGCAAAUAUAUUGAAAAUGGUAAGGACAGCGACCCCCUUCCCCUUGGUAUCCCUCCUCUUUGUUUUCACGGCCUUCAUCAUCAGUAACAUCGGGCACAUUCGGCCUCAGCGUACCAUCCUGGCCUUCGUCUCUGGAAUAUUUUUCAUCCUGUCAGGCUUGAGUCUGGUGGUCGGUCUGGUGCUCUACAUUUCUAGUAUAAAUGACGAAGUAAUGAACCGGCCGAGGGAGCCUGAGCAGUUCUUCCACUACCACUAUGGCUGGUCCUUUGCCUUCGCCGCCAGCUCCUUUCUGCUCAAAGAGGGUGCUGGUGUGAUGUCGGUCUACCUCUUCAUGAAACGGUACGCCGAAGAGGAGAUGUACCGGCCCCACCCAGCUCUUUAUCGCCCCCGCCUGUCUGAGUGCAGUGACUACAGCGGCCAGUACCUGCACCCCGACUCCUGGCCUCCCCCCCAGCGUGGUCGCAGUGCUUCAGAAGCCUCCAGUGACAUCUCUAUCCAGCUCAACCAGACCUCACCACCGCUGGUGGCCAAGAGCAGCCUUCCCUCCAACCCGCCCUCGUCAGGCCCAUCCUCCGCAGCCAGCUUCCACCUCCAACCCGCAAGCUCCUCCUCCUCCUCUUCCUACCCCCACACUCACCACUCCUCCCACACUGGAGGCCCUGCCCCCCAGUUGCUUCCUAUGGCUACACCCCCUUCUGCCAUGCCACCUCCUCUCUACCACACACACAUGAGGAUGAGCGCUUCGCCAUGCUAGAUGGUGAGAUAUGCAGCGCACACACGCACACACACACAUGCAGAAAUGAGAGGUUAAAGGAAAGGAAAAGCGUUGAGAGCAAUAAAACAGGCUGAGAGAGAGUAUGUGAAGGAGAGCGGUGACAAUGUCAGGCCAAAAAUGGAAGCAAGACAAAGGCAUGUGUGUGUGGGGGGUGUUUUUAACUUUUGCCUGAGACUAACUGCACAUGAUCUGAGGUGAGAAAGGAGAGGAAUAUGAGGUGAGGGGAGGGUAACACACAUGGGGGAGAAGGAAAAGGGGCAAAGUUCUUAAAACACUGAUGUGAAAAAAAUUAAAAAGAACAAUUGUUUAUGCAUUUUGUUUUCUGAAAAACCUGUAUAAAACAUAACAUGCUUGGUGUUGUACUCUAUACCAACAUUUUUUAAUAUAUCUUUGGGCAAUAUACUUUUUUCAUCUUUGGUAUUAUUUUGUGAAAAACUGUUGUUAGAAAUACCACCCCCCACCCCCCCAAAAAAAACCAAACAAAAAAAUCCAAUUACAAAAUCCUGUUGACAGGCUUAUUGAGGCAGUCAAGAACCACAAUUGCUAAAAAGUUUAUUGAAUAGCAAACCCAGAGGCAGUCAUUUAAAUGACAUAUCCACGGUUCUUUUCUGCCACUAUGUUAUUACCCCUGUCUGCACAGACUAAGUUCUCUAGUUUGCUCCUGCUCACGCUUCUGUCUAAAAUUCAACAGGCGCAAAUUGUUAUUAGAUGUGCAAAUGAGAACCAGGGUCCCGGUGCGGUGGCUGAUAACAAUCAUGUCUGGGUCCUUUAUGCUCUGCAGUAUUACUGAUUUCAGUGUGAACUGUCUUCUUCUCAUAUAGUAACAUUUUAAGUGCUAAGUUAUCAAACCAGAAUAUGCCUCAAAAUGGUUGCUGUCAUCUGUAGUAGACCCCUGUAAUUUCAGUUAAAAGUAUUUCCUGUGUUACAUUCUCUUGCGUGUUUAACAAUAUUAUUCCAUUAUAACUAUUACUUCUAGAGCUUAUCUACUACAGCCACUAUUAUUAAAGCUUAUAUAUUGUAUCAUAUUAUAAUACAAGCUAUUAUUGCACUUGUAUACUAUAACUACUUUACAUAAAUAUUAAAAAAGAAGUUUGGUAUGUGCGCAAGAUAGAUUGGGAAGAUAGACCAUGAAAAAUAUUUAAACAAAUUUUGUGAAGUUUUUAAAUAGAAUGUUUAAAUACAGACAUUUAAUAGCACAACACAAUAACAAUACAAUGUUUUCUGGUUUAUAUUUUCUCUGCCAGGCUAAGUAGUGAGAAGAAAUUAUAUAUGGUUCCUUGAUCGCCCCCUGGUGCCCACAAAUGUUUACUACUAUUCAUACAAUUUAUUAUGAAACUUCCAUCUGAUUUUGUGGCUGUUUUAUUUGUACUUGUAUUCAGCACUAGAAUGCGUUGGAUUCAUGCAUGCACACACAUGGCAAAAAAAGGUUGCUCAUUAUACAUCAAAUAACUUUUCCAAAUUAAUUUAACUAUAUCAUCACAAGCUGAAAAACAAAUUAUUAUCUUUUAAGUUCCAAAUAAAAGGCAUUAUUUUGGUUUUAAAAUUUGAACAGAUAGUAUAGAACAAGUGUUUACUGAGAUGAAUACUAUUUUCUUGACUGUUCAUAGUGUAAAUUACACAUCUUAAAUAUGAAUAAUUAUUGAUUACGUCCAGGACUGGCUCCUGCUGGAAAGUAUAAAACUACAUAAUUAUGUUAUCAAUAGAAUAGGUAGUAGUUUAGUUAACUACUCAUAUACAUUACAUACACAUAGAGUACCAGUCAAAUGUUUGGACACUCCUGACUAUUAGGCCUUCAUAGUCUUUUUAAAGGUAUCAUAAUCUAAUUGUUUAUGCCUAAAUUUAUUUUUAAAACAAAUUUUAAUAGUGAAAGAUACAAUAACAUUUUUUUAUUAAUAUUUUUUAAUUACACCCUCUCAACAAAUAGUUUUCACUCUGAACUUUAGUGUUUCUACACAUAUGUGGGAAUAUCCUUAAGAUAUCAUAGGUGAUUAUGAAUCUGGUUAAGAGAUCACCAAGAACAUGAAAUGCUGUCAUCAAAGUAAAGGGUGGUAAUUAAAUUUGUUUAAACAAUAACAAUGUUUAACACAUGUGCUAUUUCAUUGUUUUUAUACCUUUACUCUUUUUGUAAAAUGUAGAAAACAGUGAGAAUAAACAAAGAGUAGGUUUGUCCAGACUUUGAACUGGUACUACAUUUUCAGAGAGAAUCUAAGAGAUCAUUUGUCUUGCAAUUUAUUUGUAUCUAAACUGUUGGAUGUUCUAACCCUAACCCUAACCCUAACUCUCUUGAUCUGCUACUCUGUCAACUCAUUUCCUUCUUUUUAAACCCAUUCUCUCUCUCUUACUUUCUGUCCUUAAAUCUUGUCUUAGCGCUUUGCUUCUGCUAAAAUGUCUUUCUAUGCUUAUUAUAUUCUCAGGUGCUUAUUAUUAUUAUUAUUAUUAUUAUUAUUAUUAUUAUUAUUAUUAUUAUUAAGGAUCCAGUUUGGUCCUGCAUCAGAGACUUUUCAUGCUUUAUGAAUACACAGACUAUAGUUAAAUGAUGUAGUCCUGGUUCUGGAGGGAGCUCAACCAUUCCUUGAUCUUCUGAAUAAAACACAAUAAAUGUGUCAA